GGGUGGGCCGUGUCAAACCACCCCCACCACCUGCAACGCAUUGCAGCCCUGCUCCCCUUCCUUGGGCCUCGUCCUCUCCAAACAGCCCCUGCUGCUGCGGGGGGGGGAGGAGGGAAGCUCUCCAUCUCACCCCAAGAAGAGGAAGCUGCUAUUUUAGGCAAGGAGGAAACUUUUCUUUCGCACAAACGCUGAAGCUGAACCAGCAAAGGGUCGCGAAUCCCUGCCAAUCCCUUCUCCGUGCGCUCUCACUGCGCUCCUCGCCAUCUCUGGGUUCCUGCGGGGCGGCGGUGGGAGCAAAGCGGUGCCCGGAGCGCAGCGCAGCCCCACGCAGAUGGCGCUGCUGCUCCGCGCACGGCCGGAGCCGCUCGGGGCUCUCGGUGCAAUCGGUUUCCUGAAACCGGAUUCACAACGUUGACAGAACGGCCGCUGUCACCGCCGCUUGUAGCCAUGGACCUGAGAGCUGAGCUGCUCAAGUCCAUUUGGUACGCCUUCACCGCUCUGGAUGUGGAGAAGAGCGGCAAAGUGUCCAAAUCUCAGCUCAAAGUGCUGUCCCACAACCUGUACACGGUGCUGUGCAUCCCCCACGACCCCGUGGCACUGGAGGAACAUUUCCGAGAUGAUGACGACGGGCCGGUGUCCAGCCAGGGCUACAUGCCCUACCUCAACAAAUACAUCCUGGACAAGGUGGAGGAAGGUGCUUUUGUCAAAGAAAAUUUUGAUGAGCUCUGCUGGACUUUGACAGCGAAGAAAAAUUACAAGCCUGACCGGAACGGGAAUAGCGUUGUAUCCCACCAGGAUGCCUUCAAGCUCUGGUGUCUCUUCAACUUUCUGUCUGAAGACAAAUAUCCUCUCAUCAUGGUGCCAGAUGAGGUGGAGUACUUGCUAAAGAAGAUCUGCACAGCCAUGAAUGUGGAGCUGAAUUCCUGUGAGCUGGACGACUGCCUGUCCCAGGAACCACAGGGGCAGGGCGGCCUGACAGUCUGGCAGUUCCUGGACAUGGUGAACUCGGGGCGGCUCCUGCGGGGCAUCGAGCAGGAAGCCAUCAGCAUGGCAGUGGAGGAGGUGUACCAAGAGGUCAUUGAGGACGUGCUCAAACAGGGCUACCUCUGGAAGAAGGGCCAGCUGAGGAGGAACUGGUCGGAGCGGUGGUUCAUGCUAAAGCCCAGUGCCUUGUCCUACUACGUGAGUGAGGAACGGAAGGAAAAGAAGGGGAGCAUCACCUUGGACAAGCACUGCUGUGUGGAGGUGCUGCCUGACCGGGAUGGGAAGAGGUGCAUGUUCUGUGUGAAGACCUCAUCCCGCACGUAUGAGAUGAGUGCUUCUGACACCCGGCAGCGCCAGGAAUGGACGCUAGCCAUCCAGACUGCCAUUCGACUGCAGGCUGAAGGCAAGAAGUCCCUGCACAAAGACCUGAAGCAGAAGCGACGGGAGCAGCGCGAGCAACGGGAGCAGCGCAAGGCGGCCAAGGAGGAGGAAACACAGCGGCUCAAGCAGCUCCAGGAGGAGAAGGAGCGGAAACUGCAGGAGCUGGAGCUGCUGAAGGAGGCCCAGCGGCAGGCAGAGAUACUGCUGCAGGAGGAGGAGCAGAGGCGGAGGCAGCAGCACGAGGAGAUGCAAAGGACCCUGGAGAUCCAGCUGCGGGAAGCCGAGCAGGCACGUGCCUCCAUGCAGGCAGAGAUGGUCCUGAAGGAAGAGGAGGCUGAGCGUCAGCGUAAGCGCAUCAUGGAACUGGAGGAGAUGCAGGAGCGGCUCCAGGAGGCCCUGCAACAGGAGGUGAAAGCACGGCACGACGAGGAGUCCGUGAGAUACGCACAGGCCAGGCUAUUGGCUGAGGAAGAGGAGAAGCUGAAGCAGCUGAUGAAACUGAAGGAGGAGCAGGAGGAAUACAUCAUCAAAACUCAGCUGGAGAAGCAAGUCCUCAAACAGGAGAUGGAGAACAAGAACAAGUGUCUGGAAGAAGCCCAGAAGCAGCUGGAAGAAGUGAGAGUGAACAGGCAGCGGGUGGACCAAGACGUCAUGGCAGCCCAGCGGAAGCUGAGGCAGGCCAGCACCAACGUCAAGCACUGGAACGUGCAGAUGAACCGCCUGAUGCAUCCAAUCGAGCCAGGAGACAAACGUACAAACAUGAGUGGAGGAGGCUUUGCUGGCUACCCACCCCUCAUGUGCCGGAGAGAUUCCUCCCUCAAACUCAGGCAGAAAGUAGAGGAUAAAGGCAGUGACCCCAUGAGGGAAAGCAGCAAAGAGAACAUGAGCAAUGGCGGGAGCAGCAGCCCACUGCCGUCUUCAGAUGCAGACACCAUGGCCACAGAGCCCUCCAACCAGUAGCAGGAUGGCAGAGCCCAGCGGGGAGCUGCAGGGCCCAGCAGGCCUGGUCAGCAUGGUCAUCUCAGGUUGGAGAUCAGCAGAGACCAGCACCAAGCCUAUAGGUGACUGACUACAUGUAGAGCAGAGGUGCUCCAUGCUGCAGCCACAACAUGCCAAGAACUCAGACAGCCCAACGUCAGGAGAACGCAGCAGGGCCAUUUCCUCCUCUGGGCUGCCCAGGUGUGGGGUCUGGAUUCAGCUCCCUGCACACCAGACGCUGGUUUCAACACUGCCUUAAGAUGCCACCAGUGGGUCUGGACUGUGUGGCCCAGGACUGCCAUUCCCCCUUGAUUUCUACUGGCUGUGCCAGCAGCAUCAUCCACUGUGCCCUUGGACACGUUGUCCUCAAAAGGGGCCUCCAGGGCAGCUUUAGGGACUGAGCGGUGCCUUCUCACUACCCCUACACAAAGGGCACUUUUGGCAAUGACCAGGUGGACCAAUAUGUCCUUAACUACACGUGCUUCCCUGAAGGUGGUUGUUAAGUCACUGGAGUCACAUAGAUGUCAAUAUAAACCAAGAAGUAAUAAAGCUUUUGGAGCCACUGGCCCAUAAACCUUA
Messenger RNA from Meleagris gallopavo (turkey), 2922 nucleotides. It is a transcript of the gene DEF6, whose product is annotated as DEF6 guanine nucleotide exchange factor. NCBI's taxonomy places the organism in Eukaryota, Metazoa, Chordata, Aves, Galliformes, Phasianidae. The record is from RefSeq and is a predicted model, not a curated record. Gene Ontology annotation, cellular component: nucleus; cytoplasm.